ACAUUCGAAUACUUCUUCAGUUAACACACGGCUUCGUGAGUGUUAAGGUGCGUCUCUUCGCAUUUUAAUUAAGACUUUCCCCGGACGAACUUUUUUUUUAUUCUUUGCUUGGUACAAACCAAAAAUACACGUUUUAACCGGUAAGAUGUGCUAGAAAAGGUAAAUUCUUAAGUUAAAAAAACUUGUAUCCGGUCGGUCACCGAUCGAGUGACAAGAAGAAGAAAUAACACGAAUCUCAGUUAAAAUGUUGAAAAUACCAUUACAACCUCUCAUUUUAGUCCCAUUCCUAACAUUAUUUACAUUAACCUCAACACAACUCCAACCAACAUCGAGACCUUUAAAUCCUUUCAACGAUCAUCCGACGGAUCGAUCGUAUCCACCUCAAGAAGAUAACUAUUACCAUCCCGGAAGUCGAAAUGAUGCGGACGAUAACCGCGACAUUCGUUUCCGAGACUAUCACUACGAUAGAAAAUUUAUAGACGACCCGAUUUUCAACGAAGCAACUUACUUCGUGGUAGCGUCAAAAAUGGUCCGUCCAGGUCAAUUAUAUCGAGUAUCGGUAGUUUUACUGAAGCAAAAACAACCGAUUACGGUUCGCGCUUCGAUUCAAAGAAAUGGAGUUGAAGUUAACGCAAAUCAUGUUGACGCUCAAGUUGGAAUACCUGAAACACUAUUAUUGCAAGUUCCUUUUACUUCAGCUCAAGGAAGGUAUAAAUUAAGAGUUGAAGGGUUAUAUGAUAACGUUUUGGGCGGAACAGCUUUUGUAAAUGAAACAAAUUUAGUUUUUUCACAACGUUCGUUAACGAUUUUUAUUCAAAUGGAUAAACCAAUUUAUAAACAAAGUGAAACGAUUCGAUUUCGAGCAAUUCCAAUAAACACCGAAUUAAAACCAUUUGCGAAUGUUAUCGACGUUUAUAUGAUAGAUCCGAGAGAUUUAAUUAUAAAACGUUGGCUCUCUAGACAGUCUAAUUUAGGGACAGUGAGUUUAUCUUAUCAACUCUCAGAUCAACCAGUAUUUGGUGAAUGGAAAAUAAGGGUGGUAGCUCGAGGACAAGUUGAAGAAUCGACAUUUUUAGUUGAAGAAUAUUAUCAGACAAGGUUUGAGGUUAAUGUAACAAUGCCAGCGUUUUUCUUCAGCACCGAUGAAUACAUUUAUGGAACAGUGAUGGCUAAUUAUACCAGCGGGGCCCCGGUUAGGGGUAACUUAACUUUAAAAGCUUCAAUCCGACCGAUCAGACCAAUGAAGAGAGUUGAAGAUCAACGCGAACAGAAUCAAAAUAGCUUUAGUACUCAAUUUGAUCCGUUCAAUUAUAAUGGAUUUCAGGGAGAACAAAGAGGAAAAGAUCCAAAUGAAAAAGAAAUGUUUUUAGAAUUUGAUGAAUCAUAUCCUUUUUGGUUUCAAAUUCCGGAAACUUUUUACCAUGCAGUUCCAAGCUUAAAGUUUUUUUACGGCGUUUACAAGUUCAAAUAUCCAAUGAAAGAUUUAUUACGUUACGUGUCAACUUUAGAUGACACGGAAAUUCGUAUCACCGCUACAGUCGGAGAUCGUUACUUAGACGAAAUCAUCGAAGGUUAUUCAACCGCAAGAAUAUUUGAAUCAUCAAUAAAAUUAUCAUUUUUGGGAGAAUCCCCUCAAGUUUUUAAACCAGGAAUGCCAGCAACGGUUUAUAUUGUUGCUUCAUUUCAUGAUGGAUCUCGUAUUGCUGAAGAAAGACUUAGGCUAUCUGAGCUGACAGUUUACACUUCUAUUGACAUUCGAAAUGGAGGAUCAGAACAAUUACCUGCUAAAAAGUUAUUAAUGUCUAGUGAUGACGGCGUUUGGGUUUAUAAUAUUGAUUUAAAACAAGAAUUGCAAGUAACUGGACCGGAUGCUCAACUUAUUUUAUCAAGUGUUGAAAAAAUCAGAGUUCGUGCAGUAUUUCAAGAUAUACAAGGUGGUCGAAUCGAACAAAAUCUUUUAAUGUUGGCUCAUUACAGUCCGCAAAAUAAACAUUUAAAAGUAAUGACUAGUACUGUAGAGCCGAAAGUUGGUGAAUACAUCAUUUUUCACGUCCGAAGUAAUUUUUACAUUGAUAAAUAUAGUUAUUUGGUGAUUUCAAAAGGAACUAUAUUAAUUACUGGAGAUGAAGUAAUGCAAGACUUUGUGAAUACAAUAGCGAUUACGUUAAGUGCUGAAAUGGCUCCGGUUGCGACGGUUGUUGUUUGGUAUGUAGGAAGAUAUGGUGAUGUUGUAGCGGAUAGUUUAACGUUUCCUGUUAAUGGAAUAAGUCGAAAUAAAUUUCAAGUGUUUAUAAACAACAAAAAAGCUCGAACUGGACACAAAGUUGAAGUCGCAAUUUUCGGAGAACCAGGAGCUUACGUUGGUUUAUCUGGAAUUGAUAACGCGUUUUAUACAAUGCAAGCAGGAAAUGAACUUAGUUACGCAAAGGUGAUUUCAAAAAUGUCUACAUUUGAUGAGCAAACCAACGGCACUCACAAAUACACCUGGUUAUCCCACCAAGGAAACCCCGACGAAAUCAUCAAUUUCCCAUCAUCAACAUUUGGAAUAGAUGCAAAUCGUACUUUCGAAUACAUUGGGUUGGUCGUUUUUAGCGACGUUCCAAUUACAAAACGACCAUCAUUGUGCAAUCCUCACGAUGGUUAUUUGGAGUGUCUAGAUGGUGAAUGUUAUAGUAUACAACAAAAAUGCGAUGGUUAUAUUGAUUGUAAAGAUGGUACUGAUGAAGUUGGAUGUCAGGAAAUUAACGCUACCGACUUAACUCUCUUCCGCCAACAUCGGUUUAAUAAAGUUCAAAGAUUAUAUGAUAACGUUUGGUUGUGGAGGGAUGUUAAUAUUGGUCCCCAUGGGAGAUAUAUUUUUAAUAUUGAUGUACCCCCAGUCCCCGUUCAUUGGAUGGUCUCUGCAUUCUCAAUGAGUCCUACUAUGGGUUAUGGAAUGUUAAGAAAUGCUAUUGAAUAUGUCGGAGAUUUACCUUUCUAUAUUAAUGUGGAAAUGCCAAAAGCUUGCAAACAAGGUGAACAAGUUGGAAUUCGCGUUACAGUUUUCAAUUACAUGCAAAAUAACAUUGAGGCGACUGUUGUUCUUGUAAGAUCACCCGAUUAUAAAUUUGUCCAUGUUGAAGAAGAUGGAGUUGUUGUUUCUUACAAUCCGCGAACCACGGAUGGAGAACAUCAAUUCUUCAUUUAUAUUUUGGCCCAAGACGCAACUGUCGUUUAUCUACCUAUUGUCCCAAGACGUCUUGGAGAUAUUGAUGUAACUGUUUAUGCUUCAACUUUAUUAGGCAGAGAUCAAAUAACACGAACAUUACAUGUUGAGGCGGAUGGUUUACCACAGUACAGACAUCAAUCAAUGCUUCUUGAUUUAAGUACGCGAGGUUAUGCUUUCCAAUACAUGCACGUAAACAUUACCGAAAUUCCAAUAAUUCCUUACGAAUACGAUCGUUACUAUGUUUUUGGUUCAAAUAAAGCCAAAGUAUCGAUUGUUGGGGACGUUGUAGGCCCCGUUUUUCCAACAAUGCCCAUAAACGCAUCGUCUUUAUUGGGUUUACCACAAGAAUCGGCCGAACAAAACAUAUUUUCAUUCGCAGCGACGAUGUAUACAACACUUUAUAUGCGUUAUACAAUUCAAAGAAAUAAGACGUUAGAAAGGGAGGCUUUCAAUCAAAUGAAUAUCGCUUAUCAAAAACAAUUAUCCUAUUUACAACCUGAUGGAAGUUUUAGUUUAUUUAGAAGUGAUUGGAAUCAAUCUGCUUCAUCAGUUUGGUUAACUUCUUAUGUAAUUAGAUUGUUAAAAGAAGCCACAUUUUAUGAAUGGGAAAAUUUUAUUUAUAUCGACCCAAGAAUUAUUGAGAAAAGUGUCCGAUGGGUUUUAAAACAUCAAACUCCGGAAGGAUCGUUUUAUGAGACUACUUGGUCUCCGGACCGGAAGUAUAAUGAUUCGUUGAAUUAUCCCGAUGAAACUCGCUAUAGAAAUAGAAAUAUUUCUUUAACGGCGCAUGUUUUGAUUAUGUUGGAGUCUGUUAAAGAUUUAUCAACGGAUAUUAGUAAAGACGUGGCAAAUGCCCAUUCGGCAGCAUCCCAGUGGUUAGAACGCAACAUGAAACUCCUUCGCGAACAUGGAAAACCAUUCGAACGAGCGAUCGUAGCUUACGCAUUAAUGAAAAGUCGUCAACCUCAAGCAGAAGACGCUUUUAGUAUUCUCGUUCAAAGUGUUGUAAACGGAAAUGGUUAUGCGUAUUGCGGCAGAGAGCGAUUACCAGAUCCCCCAACAAAAACUGAGAAUCAACGUCCAUUUUCUCUACCUCGUCUUCCAUACACUUAUGAUUCUGAAAAUAUCGAAGCAACAUCUUACGCCCUGUUAGUUUAUGUUCAACGUCGCGAAAUUUUAGUUGAUGCAAUGGUGAAUUGGUUAAAUUCCCAACGAUUAACAAAUGGUGGUUGGGCUUCAACUUCCGACACAGCAAAUGCAAUGAAAGCUUUAAUUGAAUAUACAGCAGCGGAAAGAAUUCGUGACGUUUCCGGAUUAACAGUUACAGUUGAAGCAACAGCUUUACCAGGGCAAUCAAAAGUUUUGAACGUCAACGAUAAAAACAGGGUUAAAUUGCAAUAUGUUGAUAUUCCAGAAGCUUGGGGUACCGUUAAAGUCCAAGCUAAAGGAACUGGGUACGCCAUUUUACAAAUGCAUGUCCAAUAUAACGUUGAUGUUGCUCGAUUUCAAACUCAACCGCCUGUUAAAGCUUUCGAUUUGUUCACGAGGGCCGAUUUUUAUGGAAGGAAUCAUUCCCAUAUUAAUUAUGUUAGUUGUCAAAGAUGGACGAAUUUAAAUGAAUCGGAAAGGUCGGGAAUGGCUGUUUUGGAUAUUACGAUUCCAACUGGGUAUAUUAUUCAACAACAAAGAUUAGAUUAUUAUAUUAGAACGAGGAGGGUUAGAAAUUUGCAAAGGGCGAAAUUUUUAGAUACCAAAGUUUUGUUUUAUUUUGAUUAUCUUGAUAAUGAAGAAACUUGUGUGAAUUUAACAGUGGAACGUUGGUAUCCUGUUGCGAAUAUGUCGAAGUACCUUCCAAUUAAAGUUUAUGAUUAUUAUGCACCAGAACGUUUCAAUGAAACAAUUUUCGACGCAUCAUCAACAUAUCAACUGACAAUUUGCCAGGUGUGUGGAAGUAGUCAAUGUCCAUAUUGCCACAUUUACAACGUAGCGUUUACAACGCCAAUACCGUUUGUGUUAAUUUUAGUAACCAGUUUUACGUUGAUUGUGCGAUAUUUUAAAUUAGAGGAAGGUGUAGUCAUUUAAAGAUAUUGAAAUAACACACAAAAACAUGUUGAAUUAAAAAACAAAAAAAAAAGAACUGUUUGUGAUCUUAAAGAUAGAAGCGAUGACCUUAGAGAUAUUAUUUUUCAUUUAUAUUUGAGCCCCCCUUUAGAUGUAAAAUAAAAAACUGUAAAAAGUAAUGAUAAUAUCAGAAAAACACAUCAGAAAAGUUGAUAAAUUAACUCUUGACAACGUAGUUGAAGUACAAAUGUGUUUAUAUACUAAAUGGAUUUUUGUUUUUUUUUAUAUAAAUAUUUGAAUAUACAGGAUGAUUGAAAUCACCCAUAUCAAAACUUUUUAUUCAAAAAGGAUGAUUGCAGCUAAAUCCACUUAAUAUGUUUUAGCUUUAUUCGAUGAAUUAUCAUUUUAACUUUCAAAGACAUUUAGGAAUAAAAUCGUUGGGGUACUUGUGGUAUGAAUCAUCCUGUAUAAAUAGUGCCUGUAUAGUUAGGUUAUUAAGUUGAAAAAAUUGCAAAAAAUUUUUUUGUAGUAGAGAAGAGGAAAAGAUUUUGCAUAAAAAUACGGUGCU
Onthophagus taurus is the source of this 5837-nucleotide messenger RNA. RefSeq names its product Macroglobulin complement-related (gene Mcr). Lineage: Eukaryota; Metazoa; Arthropoda; Insecta; Coleoptera; Scarabaeidae. The record is from RefSeq and is a predicted model, not a curated record. Gene Ontology annotation, cellular component: extracellular region. Gene Ontology annotation, molecular function: endopeptidase inhibitor activity; protein binding.